AUGCUAUCUCAAUUAGGAUUCAGUGACAAGUGGAGGAAGCUGAUUAUGGUGUGUGUGGAAUCUGUUUCUUACUCAGUAGUGGUGAAUGGGACACCUGGAGUUGUAUUUCGACCUACAAGAGGAUUAAGGCAAGGGGACCCUCUUUCCCCUUACCUUUUCCUGCUUUGUGCAGAAGGACUAAGCUCUCUUUUAAAGGAUGCUGAAGUAAAGGGUCUCAUUAAAGGAGUAGCAGUCACAAGGGGGGGCAAAAGAAUAAAUCACCUUUUGUUUGUUGAUGAUUGUGUGAUGUUCUGUAGAUCCAAGUUAGAAGAAUGGAAAGGAAGUCAUGAUCAAAAGUGUUUUGCAAGCCAUACCAGCAUACACAAUGAGUGUAUUCAAGAUGCCGAGUAUGCUUCUCAAAUAAAUAGAGUCUAUGAUUGCCAAAUUCUGGUAGAAUCACAGAAAGGAAGGAAGGGGCAUUCAUUGGAAGAGCUAGAACAAACUUGGAACAACAAAGGAGCUCUCUUAGCCAAGCAAGGAUGGAGAAUUAUACAAGAACCUGCUUCAUUGGUGGCUCAAGUUUUCAAAGAGAAAUACUUCAAGUCAGGCAACCUAAUGGAGGCACGAGUAGGCUACUGCCCAUCACAAAUAUGGAGGAGCUUAAUGUCAGUAAUGGAUCUGAUAAAGACAGGGCUAGUGUGGAGAGUUGGCAAUGGAAGAAGCAUUAAAAUAUGGAAAGACAAGUGGGUGCCUAUACCUUCUACAUUUCAAAUUCAAACACCAAACAAGAUACUGGACUGUAAUGCAACUGUUAGUGAGCUCAUUGAAGAUGGAAGCAAAACCUGGAAACAAGAACUGGUGCAAGCAAUCUUCAGUCAAGAGGAAGCCAAGAGUAUUUGCAGCAUUCCUAUUAGUGUAAAAGGGAUGGGUGACAAAACAAUAUGGGGACUGUCAGAAAAAGGGAUAUUUACAGUAAAGAGUGCCUAUCAUGCAGACUUGGGGAUUAAGAACCAAAAUAUGGGAGAAACAUCCAGUGGAGAUCAAAGUAAAGGGCUAUGGGGGAGGCUGUGCAGAUUAACAAGCUCAGGUAAGGUGAAACUAUUCCUAUGGAAGGCUCUCAAUGGAAUACUUCCCAUGAGGAGUAUCCUCUUCAAGAGAAGGGUCAUUGAUAACUCAACAUGUCCUAUGUGUAGCAGAGAGGAAGAAACAGACAUAUAUGUGCUUUGGGAUUGCCCUGCAAUAGUAGAUGUAUGGGGCGAGGACUGUAGUCCAGUCAGAAAAUGGGGAAGGAACUUUGGUGACUUCACAACAUUGUGGUCUGAGCUCCAGUCUAAGUUAGAGGAAGGAAAGCUCCACAUAGUAGCUGAGGUGCUUUAUGGCCUGUGGAGGAGAAGGAAUGCUAUGGUUUUUGAAGGAAAAUUCAAGGGGCCAUGCGUGUUGAUCCAGCAGGCAGUGAAAGAUGCAGAGGCAGCCACAUUGGCUCAUGAAAAACCAAGAGAGAAUCAAACAAGGCCAGUAGAGGUAGUGAGAACCGUGUGGAAACCUCCAAGCCAAGACUAUCUGAAGGUGAAUGUGGAUGCAGAAGUGGAUUCAAAAAGAGGAAAGUUGGAGGGUGAUGAAAAAGUGGUAGUGGAAGCAAUCAACUCUAGAUCUUUCAACUCAUCGUGGGAUGGACAGGUGAUAGAGGACAUCAAGGCUGCAGUGCAUGCCCAACCUGGGUGGUCUGUAGCUUUUGUGAGGAGAGAGGGCAAUAGUGCAGCACAUGUAGCUCUAUCCUUAGAUACUGAAGGUGUGUGGGUGGAGGAGGUACCAAGUGAGGUCCUUCCAGCCAUUGUAUCGGGCUUAACGACAGUUUAA
This is a messenger RNA of Carya illinoinensis, 1836 nucleotides long. RefSeq lists its product as uncharacterized. Lineage: Eukaryota; Viridiplantae; Streptophyta; Magnoliopsida; Fagales; Juglandaceae. The record is from RefSeq and is a predicted model, not a curated record. The transcript has 4 exons. The coding region runs from base 1 to 1836 and encodes 611 amino acids.